Phalaenopsis equestris is the source of this 3246-nucleotide messenger RNA. RefSeq lists its product as uncharacterized. The transcript is spliced from 2 exons. The record is from RefSeq and is a predicted model, not a curated record. The coding region runs from base 214 to 366 and encodes 50 amino acids. Lineage: Eukaryota; Viridiplantae; Streptophyta; Magnoliopsida; Asparagales; Orchidaceae.
CCUUUCUUUGUUCUGUUGUCGUAAAACCCUAAAAAAAAACAAAUCGAAGCAGUGAGACUUCGUUAUCUUAAUUUUACAUAUCUUAUUGCUUGUACACCUUUUGUUUUCAAGUACAAGGCUUCAAACGUGGAAGACACUCAAGGAUAAAUUGGGUGGAAAUUUUGUGAUUUUGGUGAUGAUUUCUUCAAGCAACGCCGAGUUGUGAAGGAGGUGAUGGCCAUGGCGAUGCCAUUGGGAUUUGCAACCUAUAUAGUGAACAUGAUCUGGGUAUUGCUCGACGGCUGGAUAUCGUCUUGCGUUAUCGUCGCAGAUGAAAUCGCUCGCGCCCUUCGCACGGGUGAUAUUGGCCCUUUUCCUGUCGGCUGAAUCUUUUCUUCUUGGAAGAGUUCCAGAAGAGAAAUUUCAAAGAAUGAUGGAACAGGUUGCAACAAGUACUGGAUUUGAUUUGGUCCUGAUUUGUGUGUGAGUUUCACAUGGUUUUAAUUAGGUGAUAAGAUCAUGAGCCGGAUCUAUUCAACAGUGUGCUUGUUACAACCUCUAGUUUCUCAUGACCUUAAAGGAAUCAACCAUACGACGAUUUAAUAACCUACCAGUAGAAGUCAUCACCUCCUUCACUGGGUUCAAGCAGACGUUUAUAGCUUUGUUUGCCAAUGCCCAAAAAUCGCAGAAAACCUUCCAGGCUCUGUUGAAGAUUCGAAAAGCUCCUUCUGAAAGCUUGGGGAGUUUUAUUACCUAAUUCUAAUAGGAGAUGCUAGACAUUAGAGAUCUGGAGCCCAUCCUCGCUCACGCAGCACUUGCCCAAGGCCUAUGUGAGGGCCUGUUCAAAUAUGCACUUAAUUUGCAAAAGCCAAAAAUCUUUAUUGAGCUUUUGGAGCUAGCUAGCAAUCAUAUUUUGGCUGAUGAAUAUAAUUCUUUGUCGAUCUCCUCCGGAAGCCAGAAAAAACCUAAGAAAAGACCUUUCCGAGAACACUGAGAUUUGAGGAAAGAUCACUGGAACGCUACUGCAAGACAUUUUCAAUAGCAAUAAUUGAAGCAACAUGAUCGAAGACUGGUUGUGGGGAGAGUAGAAGAGGCAAGAGUGGCCUUUAUCCUCUUCGACAGAAUUAACUCACCUACGAGUAUCAAUGGCUGAGAUUGUAGAAUCCUUCCAGAGUAAAAAAAAAAAAAAUUCAAGAGGCCUCCACUAAUGAAAACUUGGAGUUUCCAGUGCGAUCUGAAUAGAUAUUGCUCCUAUAAUUGGGACCAUGAACAUGACACUGAGGAGUGCUGACAACUUUAAAAUCUUAUUGAAGAGUUGAUUCGAGUGGGAAAGUUGAAAAAGUUUGUAGUACUAAAGACCAAUAUUCGAAGAGAGGUCAAAGCGCUUAUCGAACUACCACUGAUGAACUAGUUCUGAUGAGAAUAGUGCACAUUGUCGGAGUAGUGCUCACUAUCUUUGGCGAAGAUGGAACUGAAGCCUCGCAACAGUCAAGCUUGAAGCAAUUGAGGGCAUAAGACAUCAACUUUGUCAACCUGUCCAAAUCAACCACUUCGACAUAUCUACCCAUCACGUUCACAAAAGCCUACCUAAGAUGAUGAGCUAUUACUACUAUUUACAUUAUAGUUUAAUGCAUUUUGUGGGUCCCACCUGAGACGAUGUAACAGUUACUCAGUCAGAGGUGUGGAAGCAAAGCAAAUGAUCUUCCAAAACAGGGAAGCCUUGAAUUCUCUUUCCUUAUAUUGUAUUUUCUCAUUUUAUUGGAAAAUAAAUUUCUAUUGACUGUAAUAAACUCCAUUGAAUUCUCGCCUAAAAGCAUAUUCCCUCGCUAGAGACAGUUCAACAAUCUGAGGCUCAUCUAAUCAUUAUAUAGGUCAUAGUAAUGGAAUACGUAAUCCCACCAUCCAAAAUGCUAUUGCCGUAGACAACAGUUAGUUCGCAUUGACUCAGAAGCCCUGGCAACUAUUCCCUACAUGUGUAGCCAAAGUACCCCUAGAUAAAGGAAAGUCCAGGCUCAAUGGUAAGCCCUUGCAACUGCUCCUUGAAGGUGCCACCAACAAAUUUCACAAUUAUGGGAAUUACUAUUUUGAUUGAGUAUAAUUCAGCCUCUUGUCAAUCUUUGACCGAGUGGGGCAUCGGCAACAAGCUUGAAAUUCAUUUAACAAAGUAUGAAAUGAUAAAUCUUUCUUCAUUCUCUCAGUCUUAUUGUAGUAUCAUGUCGAAGAGAUGAGAGAAUGUGGAAACUAAAUGUACACCCUAAAGACUGAAAUAGUUGUCAUUGACUGUCGUAGGUGCAAAUGGGGUCCCUAGGCGUACUAGACCCGAUUUUUUUUUUUUUAGAAUAUGAAUAUAUUCAUUUGCUAACAUCCCAUAUAACUAAUCUACUAUAUUUGCUAACGACAGCUGCAAUGUGAUUUUAACAAAGAUUACCCAUCAAGAGCACUUAGCGAGUUCCUCCACUGAGCUCUCUUGCAUAUACCAAGCUCCAUCGCCAAGUUUGCUUAUUGGUCUUCUUUUCUCCUAAAAAAGCCACCUAAACAUGAGACGGGAGGUGACUCCCCUGGAAUUCAUCAUUGUCUAUGCCUAUUUAUUAACUCUCUGGCACUCACAACGACAUCCCUUCAAUGGUAAAUCUCGGACAUGCCUCAUAGAGUACUGCUUCUGAUAUCAUAUUUUUUAUUUAGUUCUUUUUUAUAGUCCUACAGAGUCAAGGACAUCCUACGGAGCAUAUAAAUAGAAGGGUUCUUACUCUAUCAGGGGAAGAUGGAGGGGAGCGAUGAGAAAAAUGACACGAGCUUGAGUUCUCUCUCUCUCCAUUUCCUCUUAUCUCACAAGUUCUCUCUCGGGUUAUGUGAACUUACUAACUGUACCGGGUACCAACUUCCUAAAAAGUAUUCAACAAGUUUCAUUUAAAUUUCUGACGGAUGAAUUUGAGUUGUCAAUGGCGUCUGCCUUUUAUUUUGUUUGUAGCUAUUUCUUAAACAACAAAAUUAUAACCUUCUUGUGAUUGUCAGGAAGAGUUCCAGAAGAGAAAUUUCAAAGAAUGAUGGAACAGGUUGCAACAAGUACUGGAUUUGAUUUGGUCCUGAUUUGUGUGUGAGUUUCACAUGGUUUUAAUUAGGUGAUAAGAUCAUGAGCCGGAUCUAUUUUAGUCUGGCUGAACUCAUUAUAUCUUCUAUCUUGUAAAGUGUGAAGUGUUAGCAUAAAUCCAGAAGAAUGUUAAUGAACUGUUUUUUUCUUAUAUUGUAUAGUUUACGUGUUGAGCCUCA